Thecamonas trahens ATCC 50062 is the source of this 636-nucleotide messenger RNA. RefSeq lists its product as uncharacterized. Lineage: Eukaryota; Apusomonadida; Apusomonadidae. The transcript is spliced from 2 exons. The record is from RefSeq and is a predicted model, not a curated record. The coding region runs from base 1 to 636 and encodes 211 amino acids.
AUGUGGACGAUCUGGUCGUUGCGAGCCAGCAACCCGUGCACAACGUGCAACAACGUGACCCGCCAGUGUGUCAAUCCGGAUCCGCUUUGCGGGAGCUUCUGCGGCGGCUUUGAUGGCGCGUGCGUGGUCGACAACGAGCCUGGCGCGCCAUGUGCUGCCGUUCCGGGUACCUCGAUCACUUGUUGUGCCUGCCACUCGGACUGGGCCAAGGGCUGCGUGCCCGGAUCGUCUCCGCCGCCGCCGCCACCGCCAGCACUCCCGGUCUGCGGCACCAUUUGCUCGUCGUCGGGCGAGUGUGAGGCAUCCGAGACGUGCCCGUCGUGCGUGGCGUACCACUGCGCGCACAACGCAUCGUGUGGCCAGGUGUGCAUCUCGUCGGGCGAGUGCGCGUCGAAUCCGCCGUCGUGCCGGCACUGCGUGUACAACCAGUGCUCCGAGGGCCUCGCCUGCGGUGCGAGCUGUGCAUCUUCGCAGCAAUGCAAGGACUCGUGUCCGGUGUGCGGCCACAUCGCGACGUGCGUCUCGUCUGAAGCCUGGCGCGCCACCGUCGAUGCAGCCACAGCUUCCGGCACGCUUGCCGAGCUACACGCCGCGCGCGCUGCCGCUCUCGCAGCCGCCGCUGCCGGUACCCCCUAA